Messenger RNA from Octodon degus (degu), 841 nucleotides. It is a transcript of the gene Npm2, whose product is annotated as nucleophosmin/nucleoplasmin 2. The transcript is spliced from 7 exons. Gene Ontology annotation, biological process: positive regulation of DNA replication; chromatin remodeling. Bases 1 to 795 code for a protein of 264 amino acids. Gene Ontology annotation, molecular function: RNA binding; histone binding; chromatin binding. Lineage: Eukaryota; Metazoa; Chordata; Mammalia; Rodentia; Octodontidae. The record is from RefSeq and is a predicted model, not a curated record. Gene Ontology annotation, cellular component: cytoplasm; nucleoplasm; nucleolus.
AUGCGGCGCCGCAGCUCCAGCAGCAUAGAGUACAAGGCAGGGAGGACCGUGCCCUGGGGUGAGCAGGGCUGGGUCCCGGAGCCGGGUUACUGGCUGCUGGGAGCCUCCCUGGCCUCCUGCCCACUUGUGCUCCUCGCCCCCCUGCCAGGCGCCGAGCUCAACCUGGAGAGGAAGCUUUGCACCUUCCGGCCCCAGGUGGAGGAGGGCUGCAGGCUGCUGCUCAGUGCGAUUUGCUUGGGAGAGAAAGCCAGCCGGGAUGAGGUGAACCGUGUGGAGAUUGUGCCCACGGCAACGCCAGAGGACAAGAAACCGCCCACCAUCACCAUCGCCACGCUGAAGGCCUCAGUCCUGCCCAUGGUGGCCAUGGCAGGUGUCUCGCUGGCUCCCCCAGUCACAUUCCAGCUGCGGGUCGGCUCAGGCCCUGUGUUCCUUAGUGGCCAGGAGUAUCAUGAAACUUCAGACCCUGUCUGGGAAGAUGAGGAGGAGGAAGGAGAGGAGGAGGAAGAAGAGGAGGAGGAAGAAGAGGAAGAAGACGAUGAGGCAGAAGUGUCCAUAGAGGACACUCCCACCAAACAGGUCAAAAGGCCAGCACCGCAGAAGCAGACCAGUGCUGCCAAGAAGAAAAAGGUGGAAAGAGAAGAUGAGGAGGUGGCAAGAUUGUUCUGGCCUCAAGCUGAGCACUCCCCCUUGGUUAGGUGCGGUGUUCCACACAAGACGCCCUCGAAGAAGGGCAAAUCGGCAGAAAGACCUAGGAAGCUGGAGACCAAGAAGAAAGGCACCUUCGAUACCCCGUGAUCCUGGAGGCCUCUUCUUCCGGCCGUGCUGCGGCGCGACCCCCUAU